AUGACGAACAAGACGACAGACCAGGCCUUCAAGAAGACCCACCAGGUGGUCGGAGCCGGCGGCGGCCAGCUCGUCGACGAUCUCAACGGCAAGAUCAUGAAGGAGGCUCCCGGUCACGAUGGCAACGUAGCCCUGGAGCAGUCGGGCCAGCAGCGAACGCACAACGAGCAGAUCGAACGCGACCUCGCCAACAAAGGCUACUCGACCCGCCAAACGGACGAGGAGGCGGAGGCGGACGCUGAGCUCAAGAAGAAGCUCGACAAGCGCGGCAACGAAGCUCAGUAG
Messenger RNA from Kalmanozyma brasiliensis GHG001, 285 nucleotides. RefSeq lists its product as uncharacterized. Lineage: Eukaryota; Fungi; Basidiomycota; Ustilaginomycetes; Ustilaginales. The record is from RefSeq and is a predicted model, not a curated record. The transcript has 2 exons. The coding region runs from base 1 to 285 and encodes 94 amino acids.